ACCUCCUAUCCUUAUUACUGAAGGCUGAAGACUGACCAUAGAAGAGCCCGGAUUACUUUUCCUCUGUUGACAUUGGAGAAAAACUAAAUGUAAUUAUUAAGCUUCUUGCAUCUUGACACUUAUCUGUGAGAUUAAAUUUAUUGAAAAAACUGCCUACGUGAUAAGCAUUGGGAUAUUAUCAAUCUAUACUGUUAAACCAAUUCAAUGAAUGCAACAAACAUUAACUUUUUAGGCGGCUUUUUCACGUUUUCUGCCUAAACUCGCGUUCCACCUUGACAUUAUCUAAGUUAUGAUAUGGUUUAUGCACCAACGAAAAUAAGUUUUAGAUACUAAAAGCUUUCUGUUACAAACAUAUCCCGCCAAUAUUCAUAUACUAUUGUUCUCUAUCUGGAACGCUAAGCAGAGUUACAUACUAAAUGAAUAAAACUGACCCACUGUGUGUACAGCUGUUAAAAAGUUUAAUUCUAUGCAGCGAAAAAGCUGCUGUCAUAGCUCGUACAAUCAAAAGGCAAACUAGCAUCUUUCAAGCACUUGUACAAGUGAAAGAUUCAACUGAAGCUAAUUUAAGAUUUAGCGUAGACGUCAAAACUUUGGCCGAUGUAUUAAUUCAAGAAGUUGUGAAGUACGAUCUAAAUUUACUUUUUCCUGGAUUCAAUGAUUCAGUGUUUGGUGAAGAAAAUAAUCGUUUUUCUGGCAGUUCCGGUAAAACAGUUACAAUUCAACUAUCCUCGAAAGAAAAUCUUUCUGAUCUUUUAGUUGAUGUUUUAGGCAACGAUAUAGAUUUUGCAAAUCAAUUAAGUGAGAUUUGUUUUCAACCGCUAGAAUCAUUUCAAACACAAUUUUCAGUGCAUAAUAUUUGGGAAAAUUUGAUCUCCAGUUGUAAUUCAUUAUUUAAAAUAACGGAUACAAAAUAUUGUGAUAUUGAAGCAUUCGGUGUAUGGAUUGAUCCAAUAGACUCAACAGCUGAUUAUGCUCAAGGUCAAUUCGACAAAUUCCAUUUCACCCCACCUAAUACUUCAUCUACUACAUUAUCUGGUACAGAAGCAGAAAAUGUGAAUCAAAUUCAUAAUUUUUUUGAAAAUCCAACUAGUCUCAUUCGUUUCUAUCAUGGUAGCCUUAUCAAUGUUACCAUUUUAUUAGGGUUAUUUGAUUGUUCUACUGGUUUACCAUUAAUUGGUGUUAUCAAUCAACCAUUUUAUCUAAAUAAUAAUAAUAAUAAUGAUAAUACGUUAAAUGAUGGAAUAAAUUCAUUAUAUAAUUAUGGACGAAUAUUUUGGGGUUUCAAUUUUAUUGAUUCCGCGGAUUCUUCAUCUAUUACUAGAUCCUCAAAUAAUUGUUCUACUAGAACUUUAUUGAAUCAUUUAGACAAUUUAAACAUACCGAAAUAUCUACAUUUUCCAGAUCAUUUUUUUGAUAUUCUAUGUCCAGAUCAAGUAUAUAAUGAAGAAAAACCAAUAUUAAAACUUGCUUGUAGUUCUGUUGAAUUUAGUCGUUUAACUAAUUUAUUUCAUAACUAUAAAGAUGCUAAUCAAGAUUUAGUUAACGUUGUUUUCUUGUCAUCAUCUGGAGCUGGUUUUAAACAAUUAUGUGUAAUAUUAGAUGAAGUGGAUGCAUUUAUUUUAAUGGAACCAAAUACAUUCGUAUGGGAUACCUGUGGACCUCAUACAAUCAUCAAUUCAUUAGGUGGAGGUGUUAUUCAAUUAAAAUCUAUAUUAAAUUCUAUUAAAUUAUUAAUACAAAAUCAUUCAAAUAAUUUAGAUAUAAUAAUACAAUUAAUAUUGAAUGAUUUACAUAAAUAUCAAAUACAAUAUAAUAUAUUGAAAUCAUCCGAAGAGAAUCGAACCCUUAAUUCAAUCAAUCUUUCUAAAUGUUGUAAUCGUAAUGGUUUAUUAGCUUAUCGUAAUCCAUUAAUAGCUAGUCAAAUUCUUCUACAUAUUGCAUUAAAUCAAAAAUAGUUUACAUAACAAGAAUAAUAUUGAACAUUUAACAAUGGACAUAUACACUUACACAAACACACACACACACCUAUAGAUGUACAUAGAAACAACUGUGAUACAUUUUCUUGAAUCAUAAAAUAGAUCAUUAUCCAUUUUUUUAAUCCAUAGAAACAAAGAAGAUUAGUAAAGAUUAAAGGAGUAAUAUAUUUUAUUUAUUCAUUUCAUUCCAUAUAAAUAAUGAACAAUAUAUAUAUAUAUAUGUAUCAUUAUUGAUUUUGGAUUAUAUCCCUUAAUCAAAAGAAAAAAAAAUUAAACUUAUUAUUGAUUGAUUAUUAAUUGAUUAUCAAUAAUGGUAAUGCCAAAAUAAAUCAGAAAAUAAAUUCUUAAAUGAUGAUAUUCAACAGAAUUCUAAUAUAUUUAUAAAUCAAUCAAUCAUUGAAUGAUUGAAAUCAAUAUUUAAAAAAAUCAAUAUUAUAAGGAAUGAUCAAUCAAUCAUUCUAUAUAUAUAUAUAAGGUUAUGCAGGUUUCCCCGUUUUUGUGUUUUGUUCCAAUUGUUUUUUUUUUCAAGUUUUCACAUUUAUUUAUUUAUUUUUGUUUAUUGUUAUGAUUAACAAAAAUAGUAGUACAUGGUGAUUACCCUAAUAGAUGACCUAUGGGUUUUAGAUUAGAACCCUGUAGUAGUUAUUACUUUUUAUUUUAGUCUAGACAAUCAAAUUACAUUACUAUUUCUCUGAUACAUAGAAACAAUAUUACUCAUAAUUGAAUAAAUAAAUUACUAUUUGGUAAGUGAAUUACAUAACAUGAGGAACGAUAGUAUAGUGUGAUCUACUUAUAUCCAUAUAAGUAGUAUAUGGUGAUGGUUAGACAUAGAAUGUAUUUUGAUAGAAGAUCGAUAAGGAAAGAACUGAAAUAAAGCGCGAUCUGUAGGAAAAUGCAUGAACAAUGAAAUAAGAGAAGAUGAACUGAUAUUUACAGAAGGAACAGUUAAGAUUGAGACAAUUGAUUGAUAGCUUGCAAAUUAACUGUUGACUGUGUGGUUAUCAGAAUUUAAUGAGAUAGUCUGUAAUUUUUGCUU
Molecule: messenger RNA, 3012 nt
Organism: Schistosoma rodhaini
Lineage: Eukaryota; Metazoa; Platyhelminthes; Trematoda; Strigeidida; Schistosomatidae
Source: the annotation of a GenBank genome assembly